CUCUGGCCCUGCGUUUCAGGGUGGAGCUUCCUUGGAACAGCCCGAGUGGGUGAGCCACGUUUUCCAGGGCCUGGCCGGAGAGGAGGACCUGGUGUUCACACCCAGCCCUCCCCUUCAGAGCCCUGGGACAGAGCCUAAAGCCAACAUGAGCAGGGACCUGGACUCCGUGGAGGUGUUCGACGGCAUCCGCUUCCCAGGGUACUUGCAUACCCCAGAGUCCCUGCAGGCCGCCUGCGCCUUCCAGUUCCAGGACACGGAUGUCCUGCUGGUGACAUUCCCCAAGUCAGGUACUACGUGGAUGCAGCAGAUCCUGAGCCUCAUCUUCUGCGAGGGCGACCUGAGGCCCAUUCACCACUGCCCCAACUGGGCCCGCAUGCCCUGGCUGGAGCACAUCUCUUUCCAAGGCUUCCUGGCCCAGAUGGACCCUGCCCGACCCCGUCUUCUCACCACCCACCUGCAAGCCAGGGCCCUGGCCCCCGCCCUGAAGAAGUCCAAUGCUCGGGUGGUAUACAUGGCACGGCACCCCAAGGACGUGCUGGUCUCCUUUUACCACUUCCAUCGAAUGGCCAGCUUCCUGCCGGACCCCAGCUCCUUCCAGGAUUUUGUGGAUGAGUUCCUUGCGGGCAAAGGCUUCUACAACUCUUGGUUUGACCACGUGAAGGAGUGGCUGAGCCUCCUGCAGGAUCUGAACAUGCUUUUUGUCACUUACGAGGAGCUGCACCAGGAGCCCCGGCGCACCAUCCGGAAGCUCGGCGAGUUUCUGGGGCGCCCGCUGGGUGAGCAGGAGGAGGACGUCAUCCUGGGCCACAGCAGCUUCUCCUUCAUGAGCCAGAGCAGCGCGGCCAACUACAGCCUGGUGCCCAAGGACAUCAUGGACCCCGAGCGCAGCCCGUUCCUGCGGAAAGGUGUCGUGGGGGACUGGCAGGAGCACUUCACGCCAGAGCAGAAUGAGAAAUUCAAUGCCGUGUACCAGGCCAAGAUGGGGGACUGCAGCCUCUGCCUGCCCUGGAUCAUGGACUGAUGGCCUCGCCCGCCCUGCCUGCUGCCUGGGGCCCGGCCUCCUGACCGCCCACGCUCUGCUGCCUCCCUGGCCUGGCAAUAAAAUGCUGUGU
This is a messenger RNA of Lepus europaeus (European hare), 1112 nucleotides long. Its product is annotated as sulfotransferase 2B1-like. Bases 146 to 1021 code for a protein of 291 amino acids. Gene Ontology annotation, molecular function: sulfotransferase activity. The transcript has 7 exons. Gene Ontology annotation, cellular component: cytoplasm. NCBI's taxonomy places the organism in Eukaryota, Metazoa, Chordata, Mammalia, Lagomorpha, Leporidae. The record is from RefSeq and is a predicted model, not a curated record. Gene Ontology annotation, biological process: sulfation.